Podarcis lilfordi (Lilford's wall lizard) is the source of this 8206-nucleotide messenger RNA. Lineage: Eukaryota; Metazoa; Chordata; Lepidosauria; Squamata; Lacertidae. The record is from the annotation of a GenBank genome assembly.
AUGCAAAUGAGCCCCGUAAGCGGCUGAAGGGAGAAGAAAGGCGAAGCGGUUGCAGGAGCGACUCAGCCGCCGCGUUAGCCAGCCAGCCAGCCAGCCAGCCAGCCCGCGAGGCAGCAGGAAGGGUGCCCGGGAGGGGAGCCGCCACAAAGCCAGCCGAGCCCUUCCCUCAGGCAGCCGCCAAGCUCCGUGCGAGAGCAGGACGGCGCUGCUGCUCGUGGCCGCCGAGCUGGGCUUUGUCUGCUGAGAGACGCCGGUGGUACCCACCCCCUUUGCGCCAAGCCAGCCAGCCAGCCUGCCAGCCCGCGCAACUGCCUGCGCUUGUGGGGAAGGCGAGAAGGGACGCUGCGCGAUUUGCAAGGCACAGGUAAGCGCUGCGCAAAAGGAGAAGCUCCUCGCCCGCCCGCCCGCCCGCCCGCCUUUCUCGGGGAGGGGGAGGCAUUUUCGCUUGCCUCCCCGCCCCGCCGACUCUGUCCCUGUAAUGCAAAAAAAGAAAGGUCCUGGCUGUCAAAAGCGUGUGUGCCUCCUCCUCCUCCCCAGCCCACACCUCUCCCCAUUGUCUUGGGAUGAGCAUCUUGGAAGGAUGCGGGUUGGGUUAGGUAGGGGGCUGCUCCGGGGCUUUCUCGCUCUCUCUUUCCCCUAAGCAACCCCUUUCCUGCUUUGCCAAAUUGGGGAGCUCUGCGAUUUUUUUUGCACCAUUUUGGGCUGCUUGGCUACAGCUGAGACGGGGAGGAGGAGGUUCCCUCUCUGUCUAGGGGAGAAGGCGCCUGUCAUUGUGUGGAAGCAGAGGCAAAACGCCCCCCCCUUCCCUCCCCUUUAACCGACUCCUUUGGGCUUUCUCUUGCCUCAUUUGGCCACAGGCACCAGGGAAAUUCUGUAUUCUACAUUUUUUUAAAAAAAGAAUCCUGAUAUGUCUGUCCACUUGCUUUGAGCAUGCUGGGGAGACACCUUUAUUUCAUGCAUUGAUAGCUACAGUGGUUUUUUGUUUUUUUUGGAAAACGUGCAGGCGGAGACAGGGACAACGUGCCCCAUCUGCUAACAUGGGGGCAGAUGGUGUCACCUCUUUUCUUUUGGAGAGAGAGAGAAAAUGAAGAAAGGAAAUAUAUGGGCAGGGUGAUUCUCUUUUGAAGUCCAUUAUCAUCUGUGCAUUGAGGUGUUCCACGUGGCUUAUUAUUCUAUAUUAAUCACUUGAGCCACAUUUUAAAGGAUGCCUUUUUAUUUUUUUUUUAAAAAGCCCAUUAUGUAACUGAGGAUGGUGGCUUUUCCUAAUGACUGGCCAAACGGAGCCUAUUGUUCAGUCUUCUCUGAAUGAUUUGUAUAUUGAUUUGUGGCAUGUAUUUGGGGCUGUGUUUGAUUGCUUUGUGGAACUCUCCACCCGCAUUUGCAGUGCCGCCUUCCUGCACUCGAUGAAUGUGGUGUGCAUGGUAGGGGCAUGAAGGUCUUAGCUGGGCGUGUUCCAUUAUACAGCAGCCUGCAAUUAGGGUCUGCAAAGUGAUUUAUUGCCUACAAAUUUUAAUUGUUAGGCUGUCACCCUUAAACCGUUUAUUCUGAGCUGUGUGUGUGUGUGUCUAUGGACCUUCUCUGGAUUAAGUGGCUUGAGAGCUGUGGCCUAUUCCUCAUGCUGGACACACAGAAUUUGGGGCGGGGGUGGCAGUAGUUGGUGUGACAUGGCCAUGCUGUGAUUGAAAGGCAUCACAUUUCCUCUUUAAAGCUUCCUAUUGAAGUAAAAUUAUUCAUGCUGGGUCAGAGCAUCUCCUAAACAUUCUUCAAUUUUUUUCUGUAAUUUUUUAAAAUUUGCGUUUAAUCUUCUGCAGGAUUCUGCUAGUUCCCACCACUGUGUUUCCCCUAUGCAGUCAGGCUCACACGUUCAGAUGCAAGGCUAUUCUUCUGUGGCCUUUCAUGUAUAAUACUAGGAUGGUACCAGGCUGUUUUGUAUAAAUCUGCACUUUGGAGUUUAAAAUUUGGAGUUUGCUUUGAAAAUGCUGGUGUCUGAUCUUGGGUCUAAACUGGUCCUCUAUCAUGCUUUCAAAUGCCACAUCAUGGCUAUGAUUAGAUGUUAUCAUCAUCUGUGAUUAGACAGGAUUUCAAACUUGUAGCUCUAUUUUUUUUGGUAAACAAAUGUGUUCCAUAACUUGCAAAUUCUAAGGUGGAUAAUCUCCAUAACAUGGGAUGUUCAUGCUAAGCAGAUGUGAACUGUGAGCUAUAAGAAGUCUGGAAUAAGAGCACCACCUGUUCAGGAGGCAUAUGUUCAACUUUGAAGCCCACCAGCACACGUUUAAGGAUCACUCUGAGAUGCAGAGAUUGCUAGUUUUAAAAAGUAUUUAGACAAAUUCAUGGAGAACAGGCCUAUCGGUAGCUAUUAGCAAUGAUGGCAAAAUAGAACCUCCAUGUUCAGGGGCACUGCACCUGUGAUUGCAACAUGCUAGAGACCACCAGCAGAGGAGGAUUACUGCCUUCAUACUUUGCUUCUGAGUUUCUCAGAAGCACCUGGCUAGCCACUCUUGAAUGCAAGAAGGGGCUUCCAUGCAUUGAAAGGGCAAUGGGGCCACACUACCAGCCUCACCUUUAACCCCGUUCAGCUCUCCAGUCCCACUCCUCAGUGUCCACACAUUGAGUGUGGUUGUGUGUAGUUGGCAAGCCUGCUUUCAUAGAUCCUUGCAUGCGUAGGCUUCCAUUCCUAAUGGAAACAUCCAUGGAUGUUGGGGUGGAGUAGGACCAGUGGGACCCCCUCCUUCAGCAUGUAGAGCCCCCACUCUUGUGAAUCAAUGUGGCUUGGACAGAGCUCUGAUUUGAUCUAGCAGCCCUACACCUGUGUUCUUUAUUUACCUGUAUGCUAAAAGUUGAGGUGGGAUGCAUGCCAAUCUAGUUUUAAACGUGGGCCCAGGGCACUGCUGGUAUGUCUUUGGUACAUCGAAAGCCUGUAGCCUUGAGCACAAUGAUGUGGAACCAGGUCCUGUUGAAAUCUGAGGGUCUUUCAAAGAAACACAUUAAGGUUCCCAAACUACUGAUUGCUUUUCUCCUCUCCCUACCACUCCCACCCCCAAUAAAUAGCUGUCACCUAAUGAUUAGUGAUAUAGCCUGCCCGGUUCUGCUAUUUUCCUUUCUUUAUGGGAAAUCAAUGUGAUGGAUAAGACACUUUUAAAUUAGGUUUGUAUAUUUGUGCUAUAAAUACAUUUUGCUGUGCUUUAUUUUUGAAACUUUUUAAAAGAGCUACAAGUGUAGGCUACAGCUGUAAACAAAAUGAUUGAUUCCUGGAUUUAUUUAUUUAACAAGCAAGGCUUUACAUAGUUGGGAAGAUGGCAUUCUCAAAAUGCCUUAAAUAGAUCCUGGGGGAAAGACGGUUGUAUAAUAAAAUGAUUGCAAUGUUUUAAUAUAUGUACUGUAUUAGGAACAUAUUUGUUUCAUUUUGGACAGAAUCCUGACAUCAUUUUUAAUUGUCCUGUAUGUUUUGACAUCAGUCAAUUCAUUUUAUGAUUCUGAAGCUGUCAACUGGGCAGCAGUUUAUGCUAAUCCAAAUGCUUAUAAUUCCUUCUCAUUUCAAGGGGAAAAAUACCAGUGAUGGCUAGUAUUUUUGAAGGUUUAAACAUAAAAGAUUAGCUCAUUUAUAGCCCUUUUAUUAUAGAUAGGGACUUCUGGUUCUUCUUUUUGUAUCCUCCAGCUUAAUCCUGCGCUUGUCUACUCAGAAGUAAGUCCCAUGAUACAUAGGCCCAAUGUACUCAUGCAGUAGAAUCAAAUGCUAAGAUUUUUCUGGAUUAUACAACUUCAGGCUGCAAAUGAGGAACCUUUCUGAAUGCAUCCCGACCCCCUAAUGACAACGAGGCUUCCUUAUAUGUCAAAAAUGUGGUGCACCAGGGAGAAGGAUUUAACUUAGGCUUUGCUAGGGAUGGGCAAGAAAUUCAGUUCAGUUUGCACUUAAAGCAAACCUGCCUACAUUUGCACUUUUAAAAACCAUAUAUGAAAAUGAAACACAGCCAUACUUUGAAAUUUGCACUUCUCUGAAUUUUGCAGUACAGUUCUCCAAACAAGUAAUGUAUACAAAGAUGUAUAUUUUAGGGUAAGGUAUGCAUGAAAAUGCAUAUUUGAGUGGAAAUAACAUACAAAAUGCAUUAGAUCAGGAUAAAUUGAUUAGCAAAAAUGUGUAUAUUAGGCAAAAAUGCGUACAAAAUAUGUAUGCUAGGAGAAAUUAGCCCUGAAAUACUGGUGGAUUCUUAUGGGAUUUUCACAGACUGAUGUGGAAAUAUGGAGAACAGAAUUUAUGAGUGGAACAAUGAGAAACUGGGAGAAUCAAAGCCGAAAAUUCCCCCAAUCCCAGGCUUUACCCUCAUAUGGUAUAUUUUUAGAUGGUGCUAUUAUUUUUCCAUAAAGGUGACACAGCGUUCCCACCUGCUGUCUGAAUUGGUACAGUCCAGGAAAAGUUUAUCACCUGAUACUGUUGCAUAUGUAGUUGGACCUUACGUCCUAGUAUGUUAGGCUUAUUUAUUUAUUACAUUUAUAUGUCCUGCUCAAAGUGCAUGGUUCUCCUGCUUCCCCAUUUUGUCCUCAUAAACCCUUGUGCAGUAGGUUAGGUUGAGAGAUAGUGACCGGCCCAAGGUUGUCAAGGGUGGGGUUCACCAAUGUAUCCCUUUGGUACAAGUCUUUCUGCUUACACAAUGGAACUUUCUUCCUGCAUAUACCCCACACCCUUCCUAAAUUUGCUCCAAGGGAUUGUGGAAGAGCCCAGGACAGAUUUAGGGGGCACUCCUGAGAAGGAGAGGUGGAGAAUGUUCUCCUGUGCAAGUAGAAACGUUCACAUAAUUGCCAAGUGCCCCGGAAAAAACAGGACAUCCUGUUUUUUCGUGUGAGGUCAUGGUGGCCAUUUUGGGCACCAUGAUCUCACAUAUUCUCAUAUUGUUCUCUUGUCCUGAAAAGGUGCCUUUUUUGGACUGAGAGCGAGGCACUGGUCACGUCACGCACCCAGGAGUGCAUCCUGGAAGAUGCACGUUCAGGUUUUGGGUCUGAAAAAGUUGGACGGUGUUUAUUCAUGUAGCACUGCUUUGGAUAAAACCUCCAAUGAGGCUCAUGGCUGAGUGGGAAUUUGCCCCUAUGGCUCUCCCUUCUGAAGACUGAAGCAUUACUCUAGUAUUAUUUCUGUACCCUGGGAGGAAUAGGCAAGUGAAACCCUGUAGGACAUACAUUUGCUUUGCCAGGGCUUUACCCUGGGGCCUGUACCUCCCUAUGGAGAAGAGCUGCAGCUCAGUGCUGGAGCACCAACCUUCCAUGCAAAAGUUCCCAGGUUUAAUCCCUGGUAUCUCCAUGUACAACAGGCAGAAAAAUGGUUAAGUAGUCUGCCAAGGCCAUUUUCAAGUGGUCCCAGGGGGAAAACCUCUGAUCUAGAUAAUGAUGAAUGAGGUAGCCCAAUAACCUAACUUGGUAUAGGAUAACAAUGCUUUUUUGGGGUAGUCUCCACUCCCUUCAUAUGUUUGCCUGCAUUUUCAAGGAAAUGGGGCGGGGGCAUUAUAUACUGUGAGCCUUAUAUAGGCUACCAUUCUUCUAUGACUGUCUUUGCUUUAAAUCAGGGAUGGGGAACCAUUUUCUUCCCAAAGGCAACAUUCCUUACUUGGCAGCCUUCUGGGAACCAUAUACCAGUGGUGGGCAGAGCUGUGAAAGAUGAUUAUGCAGAUUCAUGAAGGGUAAGGCUGUCACUGGCUUCCAACCAUGAUGGCUAUGUUCUCCUACCAUGGUUGGAGGCAGGAUGCUUCUCAAUACCAGUUGCUGGGAAUCACAGGUGGAGACAGCGAGCUGUUGCACCGAGGCCCUCCUGAUGAGUUUUCCGGUAGGCAUCUGGUUGGCCACUGAGAACAGGAUGCUUGACUAGAUGGGUCCCUGGCCUGAUGGAGCUAGAGGCAAAAUUGGGCAGAGCAACGAAGGGGGUUUAUAAGUGGGGCAUCACAAUUGAGAAGACAGUCACUACCCACCUUGCUCCAGAUAAAAGGGACACCUGGAGGAGUACCUCCAAAGAUGACCUCAGUAUACAUGCAGGUUGAGAUGGGAGUAAAUUUUCAUUUAGUGAGAUAAGAAUGGCGAUAGCUAACAGGUUGGGGAUCUGCAAAUGCAUGGCAACUGUGAACUGGUUUAGGCAGAGUUGUCUCUGACCCACAGGCUGUUUUCCAUGAAAACAUUUUGAACAGUCAGUGAACCUAGAUGGCAACAAACAUAAAAAACCCUUGAUCUAAGACAGCCUUUGCCAAAUUUAUGCGCAGGCUAGGGCUGAUGGGAGUUGUAGUCCAAAACAUCUGGAGGGCAUCAAGUUGGCAAACUCUGCCCUAAGACAAUUUCAAAAAUAAUAAUUAACCUCUGCCUAUAGCGCUGUGGGUUAAACCACAGAGCCUAGGACUUGCCGAUCAGAAGGUCGGCGGUUCGAAACUCCGCGACAGGGUGAGCUCCCAUUGCUCGGUCCCUGCUCCUGCCAACCUAGCAGUUUGAAAGCACGUCAAAGGGCAAGUAGAUAAAUAGGUACCGCUCCGGCGGGAAGGUAAACGGCAUUUACGUGCGCUGCUCUGGUUUGCCAGAAGCGGUUUAGUCAUCAUGCUGGCCACAUGACCCGGAAGCUGUAUGCGGACAAACGCCGGCUCCCUCGGCCUACAGAGCGAGAUGAGCACACAACCCCAGAGUCGGUCACGACCGGACCUAAUGGUCAGGGGUCCCCUUUACCCUUUACUAUAGAUUACCAGAUAAGGCUGCAAUUACUGGGGUGGGGAACCUAUGGCCUUUCAGAUGUUGCUGGACUACAACUCCCAUCAUACCUGAUCAGUGGUCAUACUGACCAACAAAAUCUAGAGCAGGAGUGGGAAACCUCUCUAGAGGUUACUGAACUGCAGCUCUUAUCAGCCUUAGCAGGAAUGGCCAAUGUCCAGGGCAAAUGAACAUCUGGAGGGCCAAAGGGUCCCCUUGCUUUACCCCUGGGAGUAAGUCUCGACAGAGUUUCCUUCUGAGUAGACAUGCAUAGGACUGCACUGCCAGCUAUCUACUCUUGAACAUGCUUUCGUUGGUCCUGCAUAUGUUUUAGUGGAAAACCACACUGCUGGAUUGUGCCCCAGUCCAGAAUUGAAUGCACUAGAUCUUGAAAGACUCACUUUCUAGGUGAUUAGGUUCUCCAUUAGAGUCUGGGGAAAUUGUGACAAAUCCACAAGACCAUUAAAUUAGAGAACAAGUCUUGAGUCACAGCAGCACCUGAGUAAAAUCUGUAUCUUGAUUGUGCUGAGCAGAGUCGUGUUUAAGUCCUUUCUAGUAGGCUUGAUAGAGUCUCAUUUAGCAAGAAUCUCAGCUACUGCUGGUAAUACAACAGAAACUAACUCAAGGCUCACUGAGGAGCAGACAGGCGCCUUUUCUGUGUGUAUGUGCUUGGGAGACAGAGCAAACAUUUUAUUUGUUUUAAUAAAAAUGCAAGAUUGGUUGUUAAGCCAAUAAUGAAUAAAGAAUGACCCUCCACCUUGUUUUUAUGUGCUAUCUAAUGUAAAAUAUCUCGUUCCAUUCCCCAGCUUAGCUGGUACCUGGUGGCCCAUGCCUUUCUAUAGUAAGCUAAAUCCUCUUACAAGGGCCACACAUAAUGUCCGUUCCUCACUUGCAAGAAGACUAUCAUUUUACUGUGUAUCUUAAUUAUGGGUAGCUGUAUUUUUUCAAUUGGUUUUAUUCUUAUUAUUUUGCUAUUGGCUUGGUAUUGCGUCUUGAAGUGGAAGGCAGUAUAUAAUUUCAGUUAUAAUAAUAAUAUUAGUGGUAAUAAUAAUGUGGCAGUCUCUGGAACUCCCUGCCCAUUGAUAUUAUGCACUUAUUGUUUCUGAUGCCUGCUAAAAACAUUUUUUGAUUAGGCAAGCCUACUCAGACAUGAAUUUUAAUUAUAUGCAUUUAUUUUAUCUUAUUUUUUUUUAAAAAAAUCAGUUGGCUUUUAUCUAUAUUCUGAUAAUUUUAUUAUGUCUGCUUUUUAAAAAGUCUGUUUUUUAUGGCUGCUUUUAAUGAAUAUUUUAUAACAUUUUCUACAAGCCACUUUCAGAGUUUUUCUUUAAUUGCCGUUAAGCAGUGUAUAAAUAUUCUUGCAUUGCAGGAAGAGUUGGCCAAAUUCAGGUUGGUUGUAACAAAGCCCUAAAUCUUCGGUGUUUUAAUAUGGUUGCUGCAUAAUUACAGUGCAUAUUGAUCAGUCUCUGCCACGUCUGCUCUCUCGCCCCUUCCAGAUUAA